Messenger RNA from Branchiostoma floridae (Florida lancelet), 2499 nucleotides. Its product is annotated as von Hippel-Lindau disease tumor suppressor-like. The coding region runs from base 209 to 673 and encodes 154 amino acids. NCBI's taxonomy places the organism in Eukaryota, Metazoa, Chordata, Leptocardii, Amphioxiformes, Branchiostomatidae. The transcript has 2 exons. The record is from RefSeq and is a predicted model, not a curated record.
UCCUGUUAGAGUUUGUGUCUAUAAGGAAUAAUUUCAUCUUCAUCAAAUCGUUUUAUAAUCUUUAUUUCCUAAGCUUAGAAGUACUAAAGCUUUCUACGGGAAUAAAAACACAGGUAUUGAUGACGUAGUACACAUCAACAUCUGUAGUACAUUUUGUGGAAGAAGACGACGGAGGUUGCCACGUUAGAGCUUCAACUUUGGCUGCGAAAUGCCGAGUAACGAGGGCCACCAAGGCAACAGGGACAGGAAACUCGUAUCAGGACCUUCCCUGGUACACUCUUUUACCAGAUUUAUCAACAAGAGCGAGCGCUGUGCGGAUAUAAUCUGGAUUGAUUACGAAGGGAAGCGAGUGACUUACACCACCGACCUAAGACCUGGCGAGUAUUUCGAUGUAAACACCUUCGUAGGACACCCGUGGAUUUUUAGAGACAGUCUGGCCAGAGACAAGCUGACGGUCAGGAGUAAGGAGAUUUACUUCCCCACACCGUGGAACGGGGACUGGCCACCACAGAGGACAAUCAUCAACAUUGGCAUACCAGUGUACACAUUGCGGGAGCGCUGCUCACAGGUCAUCAGGCAGCUGGUGCCAAGGUCGCAGUAUGACCUUCUGGAGAUUCCCAAGACUCUGAAAUUUGAGCUGGAAGGAGUGGAUGACGCAAUAAUCAUCUCAUGAAGACAGGAUAACUCAAUAACGUCCUGUCUAUUUCCGAAUGAUGGAAACAUGGAGUUCCGACAACACCCUGUGCGUACCGAACAGUGAAGACAGGAUGUCUGUAACUACUAGUACGUCCUUUAUAUGCCGAAUGAGGAAAUCAGCGCCCUAGAUCUGCACCUUGAUGCCAACGAGGACACGAAUACUUUUGAAUAUAGUUUUCUUAUGUACACAAAAUUAUUUUUCUCCUAUAAAAAUGUAUCAAUAGGCUGUCUGCUGUCUUCAUCAUGUAAAAUAGUAUUUGUGCUAACAGUGCUUUAGUGAACUUAUCCUGUCAGUGCAAAGUAAAAUUGACCUAUUGUAGCGUAAUUGCUGACAAGAACGUGUUCUCUAACAUAAAUGUCAUUACUUUUACUUCUCCUUGACACUUAGUGACGAAACAGUGAGGAUGUGAUCCCAAACAUGACACAAGUACUACUCAAGAUAUGAUUUGAACCAUAUGUAAUCGGUUAAGGUAUAGUGAUCCAUCAGCAUUUGUAUUGUUUGCUUGAUAUCGUAUCAAUAACCAUCAUGUAUAAGAUGACAAUAGUAAUUAAGUAUUUCAUUUGGACAAAUGUACACUAGAUGUUAGCGUAGUUGUUUCCGAAGUCAGUUGGAUUCCAGGAAAAUUGGGUUGGAAGUUAAAACUUCUUUUUGGAAGUUAUGAAGAUGACAAAGCUUCUGCACUUGUGUGGACUGAAGAUAGUUUUCUGUGGAAGUACAAGGAGCGAUUGUUGCGAGCGAUUGUUACACAAGUGACUGGAUAGAGUGAUUGACUAUUUAUAAAUUCUAUCCAGUUGCUUGAGUAAGUGGUACCUUGCACGGAGUAAUGAUGAAGCAAAUCUACUAGUAAGUCCUUUUUGGCGACGCCUCAGGGAUAGAGGCAUUUGUGAUAGAAUUAUGAUCCCUUGAAUAUAAUACAAACUCCCACCCAAAGUUUUACUACUACAUGAAGUAGCCAUAUGCCAAAAAAGCAGUUACUCAUGACAAGCAGCUGGUUAUGAGUUUGGAAAUGGUCAGAAGUUUUUAUUGAUGAUCUAUGAUUAUAACAUGGAGUUACAGCGACAAAAUAUGAUGAUGAUAACAUAAAAAAGUUUUUCAAGGGGUCAAAAAAUCUGCAAAAGUGUUAGUCUUACUGCAUGACUUUGGAAUGUCAGCCCACCGAUGUUCAGGCAAGUACUUGUAUGUUCCAGACCUUCUCAUUGCAUUAACUUAUACUUUCCUGAUGUUGAAAUCCUCACAAAUAUAUCCAGUACAGAGCAGUUAUAAGAGUGUGGGUGUCAUUAUAGUGUUUGUUAAGUUCUCAGACUUGUAUAAGCACCAACAUAUUAUAUGAGAUACUACAGUCAAACCUGUCAAAAAACACCCCCCAAGAGGACCAAUAAAGUCUGGUCUUUAUGGACAGGUGGACAGACACUUAUGAUAAACAGGAUUUUUAAUGCUCGUGUCAAUGGUGAAAAAUCCAAGGAACCACCAAAAAGUGGUCACAUUGGCCAGGUGUCAGUAGACGUGGUCACUUGUACGGGUUUGACUGUACAUAGAUUCUCUAGGUGUCCAGGUAAAGCUGAAGACAAACAACUAUGUUACCUGGCAAGAAUGUAUCAACGAGGUAUACAAUGUACAACACCAGUGUGGCUUAAAAUACAGGUCAAUUGUCUAGGUCAACUGUAAGAGUAUAAAGUAUUCUUGCCAAUGAAUUGUUACAUUGUAUCAUAUUGGACAGAAAGUGCAGUCAUUGAUUUUUUUUCUCAAGAAAGAUAUUGUGUGCUUCUGUUCUUGAAAUGAGAAGUAAAUGAUUAUUCGAGCAA